Brassica oleracea var. oleracea is the source of this 1821-nucleotide messenger RNA. RefSeq lists its product as uncharacterized. Gene Ontology annotation, molecular function: nucleic acid binding. The record is from RefSeq and is a predicted model, not a curated record. NCBI's taxonomy places the organism in Eukaryota, Viridiplantae, Streptophyta, Magnoliopsida, Brassicales, Brassicaceae. Bases 1 to 1821 code for a protein of 606 amino acids. The transcript has 4 exons. Gene Ontology annotation, biological process: DNA integration.
AUGUCGAUCGAUUACGACAGUUCUAGGUCGAUCGACAACAACGAUUGUAUGUCGAUCGAUACUACAUAUAUUCUGAUCAAAGAGACUAAUCCAAAAACCCUCAGCUUCGGUAUAAAGGUUAACGUCGCGCACAAAAAGUUAUGCUCUGACCAUGAUUCCCCCGUGGAUGAAAAUCUGGAUCAAGGAGUGCAUGUAGUCGGACAAGAUUCAAAGGACAGACCUUGGUACGCUGAUAUAGUAAACUAUUUAGCUGCCGACAUAGAACCCGAAGGGUUGAGAGGAUUCGGAAUACCCCGAAUAGUCAUAAGUGAUGGUGAUUCUCAUUUCAUCAACAAAGUUUUUGAAGGACUACUCCGUAAAAACGGAGUACACCAUAGAGUUGCUACACCCUACCACCCGCAGACGAGUGGGCAGGUAGAAGUCUCAAAUCGACAAAUCAAAGAAAUCUUAGAAAAGAUUGUGGGCACAUCGAGAAAAGAUUGGUCUAGAAAACUGGACAAUGCACUCUGGGCCUACCGGACUGCCUUCAAAACCCCUUUAGAAACCACCCCAUUUCAUCUACUGUAUGGGAAAUCAUGUCACUUACCAAUGGAGCUGGAACACAAAGCAGCCUGGGCCAUUAAAUUAUUGAAUUUCGACAUCAAACCAGCCGCCGAAAGAAGGCUCAUACAGCUUAAUGAACUGGAUGAGAUUAGACAUUUUUCCUACGAGAGUUCAAAGAUAUACAAAGAGAAAACGAAAGCAUAUCAUGAUAAAGAGAUCAUUUCCAGACGCUUCGAACCUAAUGAUCAAGUAUUAGUGUAUAACUCUCGGCUAACGAUGUUUCCCGGAAAACUCCGAUCUCGUUGGUCUGGUCCUUUUACUGUUGUGAAUGUCAAUCCUUAUGGAGCCAUUACGCUUAGAAGUAAUAAAGGAGACGAAUUCACGGUAAAUGGCCAACAAGUAAAGCAUUAUUGGGCUAAUGAGAGGAGAACAAAGAGGAGGUUCGACACCAACAGGCCAGCUACUUUCCGUGACAGAGACCCUUGGCCGAGACAGCCCGAAGAUGGACCUAUUCCCCUCUUUGAGAGCUCCCCCGACACGCGAAAAGCGGCGAAGAGCUUAGAAUGCCGCAACCGUGCGAUCGAGGACACCUGGGACGACUGCGACAACAUAUUCUACAACGCGUGGCUACAGGUUUCCAUAGAACCGAUGCGUUUCGUCGACCAAGACAUGGUCCGAGCAUUGGGCAUCCGAUCGGACCUCGAGGACUUGUUCACGGAGUUGGGUAUGGGAAACUUUGCUACCCACCCACAGGUCCUCUACCCGGAGCUGGUCCGUCAAUUCAUGGCCACCGUGAACGUAUACUACACCCAUGAGAGGGCAAAGAAGGCUAGCGAGGGUGUCCUGACUUUCUUCAUCUGUGGCGUUUGCUACAGAGUCCCUCUUUUGACUCUCUGCACUAUCUACGGAGUCCCUCUUUUGACUCUCUGCACUAUCUACGGGUUCGAGACCGAGCGCCAGCACGCCACCGUACCCGACUUCCCAGGGAUUGGGACAUUUUGGAGCCUCAUUGCUACCAGCUUCUUCAACCCUGCCAAGAACGUUCAGACGGACAUUCGUCACCCGACUCUGCGUUACUUCAUGAAGGCCCUUGCCAACACCUUGUUGUGCAAGAUGGAACCUAGUAAGGUUCGAGUCCAGGAGCUCACUCUGGUUUACUACGCGGUGAGGAGUCUGGUUCACAUGGAGGGCAUUGAGGAGCCCGCGGUUGACGCAUGGCCCAACCUUGGAGCCAUAUUUGCUGAGCAUCUGACCAAGCUCAAGAUGAAGCCUUUCUAG